CUCGUGACUCAGCAAGAACAACACGAGGUCAUUAGGAAAUUCCGAGUUGGCAUUAUCAACCUACUAGUUGCCACCAGUGUUGCAGAAGAAGGCCUGGAUAUAAAGGAAUGCAACAUCGUCAUCCGCUAUGGUCUCAUCAACAAUGAAAUUGCUAUGAUGCAGGCCAGAGGACGAGCUAGAGCUGAGAACAGCAUUUAUUCAGUGGUUGCUAAAAAAGGCGGAAAAGAGAUAUCACGGGAGUUUACAAACGAAUGCCGCGAGGACCUUAUGAAACGUGCAAUAGAGGAUGUGCAAGAAAUGCCAGAAAGGGAAUAUCUCAUCAAAAUUCGAGACCUCCAACUGGAAAGCAUAGUCAGCCGGAAAGUAAAAGAACGGAAGUAUAAUUCUGUAAGAAUGGAAAAUGAUCCGAAAGAUGUAAGAUUUUUUUGCCGGAACUGCAAUGAGGCUGUAUGCCAUGGCAGUGAUAUUCAAAUCAUUGAGGGCAUGCACCAUGUCAACGUGAAUCCAAACUUCAAAAUUUACUACAAAGUCGGCGGAAAAAUAAAGCUUCCAAGAAAAUUUGAGGACUGGGAACCCGGCGGAACAGUGAGCUGUCGCAAGUGUGGUCAGGCCUGGGGUAUGGAGAUGAUCUACAAGUCUGUGUCUGUGCCCAGUUUAAACAUCAAGAAUUUUGUGGUUGAGUUGCCGACUGAGAAAAGAACCUUCAAGCAAUGGAAAGGUGUCCCGUGCCAGAUGGAAGAGUUCAACUACCAAGAAUAUUGUGCAAACUGUCUUCCAGAUCUCUUUGCAGAUUCCUUCUAAAACUGAAGCUUGCUAAACGUUUAUGAAUUAUCUGUGCCCUUAGCUGCAGUCGGGGUGGAUGGAACAUACAUCCUUUAGUUUGCAAUAAUCAGAAACAUCGCAUGAAAAUAAUCAUGUUUAGUAAUCAUAUAAGUUCUAAAAUAUUUAGUUCCUUACACUGUGUAAGGAGUAGAGUGAGGUGCAUUUUUUAAGAAUUAAGUUGCUGUCUCUGUUAUGUGGGCUUUAUGGCAAUUGUUGAAUUCUUGAAAUAGAGGCUAAAUAUUAACAGUUUCUUUCUUCUGUUAUUCAAAAAAAAAGCAUGACUCAUUUUCAGGGUGCAAGUCCCUACCUCAUUGUCCUGAGGAAGUUGUGGUAAACUGCUUAUGAGUGGCUUUGUGGGCCAUUUUGAAGGACAGUUAAGUUACCACACUGCUCGUGAUAAUUCCACUAUUGUCAAGAUAUCACAAUAAACUUUAGUAGAAUUUAAUAUA
This is a messenger RNA of Rhincodon typus (whale shark), 1271 nucleotides long. RefSeq names its product ATP-dependent RNA helicase DHX58-like. Gene Ontology annotation, molecular function: double-stranded RNA binding; zinc ion binding; single-stranded RNA binding. NCBI's taxonomy places the organism in Eukaryota, Metazoa, Chordata, Chondrichthyes, Orectolobiformes, Rhincodontidae. The record is from RefSeq and is a predicted model, not a curated record. The transcript has 6 exons. The annotation marks the transcript as partial. Gene Ontology annotation, cellular component: cytoplasm. Gene Ontology annotation, biological process: response to virus; innate immune response; positive regulation of interferon-beta production.